Messenger RNA from Cottoperca gobio, 3564 nucleotides. RefSeq names its product nuclear receptor subfamily 4, group A, member 1 (gene nr4a1). The transcript is spliced from 7 exons. Lineage: Eukaryota; Metazoa; Chordata; Actinopteri; Perciformes; Bovichtidae. Bases 150 to 1928 code for a protein of 592 amino acids. Gene Ontology annotation, molecular function: nuclear glucocorticoid receptor binding; zinc ion binding; nuclear receptor activity. The record is from RefSeq and is a predicted model, not a curated record. Gene Ontology annotation, biological process: regulation of transcription by RNA polymerase II; cellular response to corticotropin-releasing hormone stimulus. Gene Ontology annotation, cellular component: nucleus; transcription regulator complex.
UCCUGCGUUGGUCUGACCCAGUAUGUGUGUGAGAGUGUGUUUGAAUGUGUGUGUGUGCUGACAGCUGCUGGCAGAGGUGACAUUCAUCAGUUUUACUCGUUUGGAAUAAAUGAAAAGCUUCAAAAUCCGGAUAUUUACAUGAACCAGCGAUGCCCUGUGUACAAACCCAGUAUGCAUCCCUGCCCCAUGACACCUACUUCAGCUCAGAGUUCUUGAAUCCCGACCUCAGUGCCAAACUGGUGAUGGACAUCAGUGGCCAAAAGGACCAGCUGUCUACAUCUUCGUUGCCCAGCAUCAACACCUUGGUGGGAAAUGGCUAUGUGGGGGAGUUUGAUGCUUAUUCCUGCAAGAUUACAAACUCUCCUCCUGCAUCUACAGUUUCAUUCAGCCACGCCACGGUGGCUGAGAACUCCUGCCCUCAGAUGCAGAGCCAAGCCUUCAAGCUGGAUGAUCUCCAGGUGUAUGGCUGUUACCCAGGCUCCUUUGCACUGAGCUGCCUCGAUGAAACACUGUCGUCAUGUGGCUCUGACUACUAUGGCAGCCCAGUUUACACCUCUGCUUCUCCUCCAACAUCUGGCUAUCAGGCCCAGUCUGCACCUGUCUGGGAUUCCCCUUUCAGCCCCUACCCCUCAGCCCCCCCAUCCUCUGUGGCUGAUAAGGCCGCCAUGGCCCAGCAUCUCUCCUUUUUCACCUUCAGCAGCCCGGCAGCAGAGCAGCACUCUCCCCUGGGGCAGCAUCAGGAUGCUCAGCCGGGCCACGACGACCCUUUCUUCCUGCCUCCUCAGCAGCAUGUCUCUCCACUUAACUGUUCCCCCAUGGCCCUGGAGCACGGAUCAUUGGAAAACACCAUGCUAGUGGAAGGGGCGAUGAUGUCUCCUAAAACCCACAACUCAGGAUCCAGUGAGGGCCGUUGUGCAGUUUGUGGUGACAACGCAUCCUGUCAGCACUAUGGAGUCCGCACCUGUGAGGGCUGCAAAGGUUUCUUCAAGCGAACUGUACAGAAAAAUGCAAAGUAUGUGUGCCUCGCCAAUAAAGACUGUCCUGUGGACAAGAGAAGGAGAAACCGCUGCCAGUUCUGCCGUUUCCAGAAAUGUCUUACAGUGGGAAUGGUCAAAGAAGUUGUUCGCACAGACAGCCUCAAAGGUCGACGGGGACGUCUGCCCUCCAAACCCAAGACUGUGGUCGAGGCUUCAUCCAUAACCCCCAGUGUCAACAUCAUAGCCACUCUUGUCAGGGCUCAUUUAGACUCAAACCCAACCAUUGGAAAGCUCGACUACUCCAAGUACCAGGAGACAGUGGACAACCUGAAAGAAAAGGAGGAUGCCGGUGAUAUUCAGCAGUUUUAUGACCUGCUGACUGGUUCUUUGGAUGUAAUAAGAAACUGGGCUGAAACCAUCCCAGGAUUCGCAGAUUUCUGCACAGAGGACCAGGAGCUGCUCCUUGAAUCAGCCUUUGUUGAGCUCUUCAUUCUGCGGCUCGCAUACAGGUCAAAUCCCGAGAAGAACAAGCUGAUCUUCUGUAACGGUUUGGUCCUCCACCGAUUGCAGUGCGUUCGCAGUUUUGGUGACUGGAUUACGUCCAUCAUGGAUUUCUCCCAGAGCCUUCACCGCAUGAAUUUAGACAUCUCCUUGUUUGCCUGCCUCGCAGCGUUAGUUAUCAUCACCGAUCGCCAUGGCCUCAAAGAGCCCAAGCGGGUCGAGGACUUUCAGAGUCAUCUCAUCACCUGUUUAAGGGAACAUGUGAGCGGAAACGGAUCAGAACCGAGCCGGACCCAACCCAACUAUCUUUCUCGUCUUCUGGGCAAACUCCCUGAACUGAGGACUCUGUGCACACAGGGCCUACAGCGCAUCUUCUACCUGAAACUGGAGGACCUUGUCCCCCCUCCACCGAUAGUGGAGAAAAUCUUUAUGGAUACUCUGCCGUUCUGAACAUGAACACAAAUGAGUUAUUUGUAAAAAAAAUGAUAGACACAAAGCACCUAAUGUGAUGUUUCAUCACUGAAUUUUACUGGUGAAUCUCCUUCUAUCACAGCGACUUGUGUGCCGACAAAUGUCUGGCUUUGUUCAAGAGACCAUUAUUUUUCUAACAUUAAGUUUUAAAAUUGAAUAUGGUACCUGUGUGAGUACCGCAUACAGAUUUCUUCUCGGAAUCACAGACAGAGCUGAAAUGGUAUUAACAGUUCAGGACACAGUUUAUAUAUAUUUUUGUGUGCAUUUGUAAAAUGACUUUAUUGCUGUGCUGGAUGCGUGAAUGUUGUCCUGCUAUGCAGCUAGUAAAACAUGGAUAUUUGGGUAGAUGCAAUGCAUUGUUACAUACUCAGCCUUUCCUAAAAGCAAGAAAACACACUAAACUCUUAAAAGCAAGUUUUUAAAGUAGCUUUUUGAUCCCACUAAGAAGCUGAGAGGAGAUUAUUUUAGUAGAAAAACACAGGCAGAAUAUUACAUUGACUGUUUCUUUAAAGAACUGUGGUGUCCUAUUUUUCAAAAAGGAAAUAUUUACAAAUUUCUUUGUAUCACAAAAGAUAGUUUUAGUCCUAACCGUGCUCCUGUGGAAGGUCUCGGACCAAAGUUUACUCUUAUUUUGAUACUACCACUUACAAACCUUAUUGCCUUAAGCUAAACAAAAUGUUCUGACAUUACUACAUGCUGCCAUUUUGCAACACCUUGUAAAGGCUGAUGCUGGCAGGGUUCCUUUUGAACCACAUGUCCCUUUAACAACAUACUUUGUAUAACCCUUUUAAAACUUCCUGUAUGAAAAUACAAAGUGCCUUUCAUAAAGCCUCACUCCUCAAACCAUAAUAAGUGACACGAAGUGAAUUUCCAUUCCAAAUAUCACAUACAGCGAGCCCUGUGUAUUACAUAUGUGAAAGAAAUCUAUUUCAAUGUCACCAUCGUAAUGAAUUUCGGUCCAUCAGGUCUGCGCCAAUUUUGAUAUGAAGUGCCUGAAGCAUGCGAUUGGUGAAAACAAUUAGAAAAAUAGAGCAUACAAUACUUUCACACUGCUUAACUGGGAGGACAUCAAGGGAUGACAGGUGGUUAAGGACCCACAAGAACUAAAGCCUGUUCACAAGUUCCUGAGGCAGUGAAAUUCAUAACUGCAGCAGAGUUUGAGAUUCAAUUAAGUCAAAGCACAUUUCAGAUUCUCCCUGUAUCCACAAUUACAUGCAUUUUUGAACACAAACAAAAUCCACAUGCAUAAGCAGAUAUUUCAUGUUUGACAUCGACUGGUUUCUUGUCUUUGGCUGCAAAUAUGUCUACACGUGUUCGUAAAGCUCUCCUACUGUCUUCCAUAUUCUUCUGAGUUGUGCAGUUUUUACAUGUUGGAUUUAUUUUUUAUUUUCAUCUCAAAAUGAACUAAAGAAAUAUCUUAUAUUAUAUGAGAAGAUGAGCAGCUAAGAGCACUUCAAACAGUGUUCAAAUAUGAAGAACACUUCUUUCUCCUACUGUACGUGUUUUGUUUGGGAUGUGUGUGGACUUUGAAAAUACUGCCAAGGCUUUCGUAAAAAUGGUGCAGAAGUGUUAAAACACAGAGAAUAUUUGAUAUUAAAUCAUUUUUGAAAAUACA